UGAAACAGUCGAUAAGUUUUGGACGAGUCCAAAAUAAAACCAACUUGGGUCCCCUUCAUCCGAAAAAAAACGAUUCCUAUAACUUCGACCUCUAUCGGCAUCAGUCUGCAUGUGUAAAUAGUUCUCAACAUUCAGUAGAAUGGAUGAUAUGGAUGUUGGAUUAGCAGAAUUGACUGGGGCAUCCGUUAGUGGCUUAACAGAACAAGACAGAUAUGUGCUGGCAGAUCUAUAUGCUAUGAUCAUUUCUGGGUCAGAUAGCAGCAUUCAGUUUUUGGAGCAGCAUUCUUCAUACCUGGAAUAUGACAUUACCAUGGAGCACACCCUUAGCUGUAGCUGUGGGCGAUUUUUCGAGCAGCACCCAACGUCCAUAGAUGACACAGUGAACGAGAAUCUAGAACGCAUGCUCAGGCAGAUUCGCACAGGCCUGUGCCGGUGCCUUCAGAACAAUCCAGACCCAGACACCAAUGAUGCACGUACACAACGCAACCCACGGAUUGCCAAGAAGACUCUGUUACAUGGAGCAGUUGCAGCAGGCCACCUGAAUAUUGCACAGUUUUUGCUAGCUCAUGGGUGUUCUGUCAACAAGGGUACAAACAUCUACAACUAUACUCCACUGUUUCUGGCUAUUUGCACCAACCGGGUUGAUAUUGUCACAGCACUUUUGGCAGACCCCAACAUCAAUGUCAACACCCAGUCAAAGGCAGAGUUGGUAACCCCUCUUAUGGAGGCCAUGUUUACUCGAAAGAUGCACUUUGUUGAUCAACUUCUUGCUGUGCCAUCACUGGAUUUAAAUAUUCGAAACUUUAGGCAGGAAGCUGCAGUUAUCAUUGCUGCAAGAAUGGGUCAUGAAAAACUCCUGGAGCGAAUUCUUCAAGCAGGCGCUUACCCAGAUGCACAAGACAGUCGGGGUCACACUGGUCUCAUGUUUGCAGUCAGUUAUGGUGACAAAAACAUUACCAGGAUGCUCCUUAAGUAUGGAGCCAGCUUAAACCUGCGCAGCAACAUGGGAGAAACUCCACUCCUCAUGGCUGUGAGCAAUGGCAGCUAUGCAGUCACAGAGAUACUUCUGGAUGCAGGUGCCAACCCUGAUGAUGUUUCUGACGAUGGCUUUCCAGCAAUAAUGCUUGCAGCAUAUUCAGACUACAGCAGCAUACUUCGUUUGCUCCUGGAAAGAGGGGCCAAUGUGCACCAGGCCAACACACAGGACUACUCAGCUGUUCAUGUGGCUGCUUGGAAUGGCCUUAUGAAAUGCCUGCACAUCCUGUUGCAGUCAGGGGCCCACCCAGAUGCCCAGACUCGAGACCGCAAUACUCCACUUUCCCUGGCUGCCCAUGGCAACCACCAUCUUAUUGUAAACAUUCUGCUGCAGAGAGGCUGCAAUGUAAACAAUGCAGACAAAGACUUAGACACUGCUCUUCACUAUGCAGCCUUCAAUGGCAAUCAGGAAAUUGUGGAGGAACUGCUAGAGCAUGGAGCAGAUCCGGAUGUCCACAACCGCCUUAAUGUAUCCCCACUAUGGAAUGCAGUCUAUCGCCAGCAUCAUGGGGUCAUCCGAGAGCUACUGAAGCAGAAUGUUACUCUUAACGAUGCCAGUGUGGGUAUAGAGCAGCAUGCACAAGCCAUAGAUGUUGUGACAGUUUUUGAUACCCCUCGUACACCCAUGUGGGUAGCUGCCAAUGGGGGAGAUCAGGAAACGGUGUUUCUGCUGCUGACAGCAGGCUAUGAUGUCACCAGGGAGACCUGGAUUGGCUCUGGUCACUUUCCUGGGAAGUCAAAUGAAGAUGAGAAUUUGAAAAAUAUUCUCUCCUUCCACCACAAAACACCUAUGCGUCUUCUUUCCCUCUGCCGAAACUUCUUCCGCAAGCAGGGAGGUCGACAGAUUCAUGACUUGGUUCGGAGACUUGAAAUUCCACGGUUUCUCAGGAACUAUAUCACACUGACAGACAUGAUGUAAGACAUUUAUUUGAAAUCUUUAUUUGAAAAACAAACUGCAUUUGAGACUACAACCAUAAUCUAAAACAGUAAGUUACGUAAUUUUUUAAAGGGUAAAAUUUAUUUAUAUAUUAAGGCAUGCCUACAUGUGCUUAAUCCCUGAAUCUGUGAUGUUGGACUGCUGUAAAUUUUAUGCUGAUAUCAGCAACAUGAUAUUUUACUGAGGAGUGAGGGUAGGAGCACAUGUAUACCGACCGCAUUUGCACAUUGUUUCCAUCUUUGCCAUACUUUAUUGCUGAGUGUGCCAUUUCCCAGUCUUAAAAGUUUAACUUAAUAUGUAUUUAAAGGUUUUGCAUGACCUCAUGUGAAUCAAAUGAAUCAAAUGAUGGUCAUACACAAUCUUUCACAAACAUUUGCACAAAUUUUGCCAACUCUUACAAAUCUGUUUCCUGAAAUCUUUUCCCACUUCUUAUGAUUGCCUUGCCAGUCAUAACUGGCUCUUAAAUUUUCCCUCCCCCCAUCCCCCCAAUGCGUUGCUCAUAUUACAUUAGCAAUGUCCUUGCAUGCAACUGGGCUCAAACAAAUAAAAUGAAAAAGGUUUAAGUAAAAGGCACAUUUAAAGCAGAUGUUGAGUGGGUCAAAUAUACCCUGCCUUCUUUUUGGCUGGUCAUUGGUUGCUUCUCUCCAGGCAAUCAGCAGUGUAUGUUCUGUUAACUAUCCAGUUUUUUUCUUUAAAAAGGAAAAAGUCUUUUUAUAAAUGCCUUUAUCUAAAAAAAAAAAAAAGAAAUAAAUGAUCCCUUUUCACAACA
Molecule: messenger RNA, 2741 nt
Organism: Pomacea canaliculata
Lineage: Eukaryota; Metazoa; Mollusca; Gastropoda; Architaenioglossa; Ampullariidae
Product: ankyrin-3-like
Exons: 6
Coding region: 140-1954 (604 amino acids)
Cellular component (GO): nucleus; cytoplasm
Molecular function (GO): protein binding
Source: RefSeq, a predicted model, not a curated record